AUGGCGAUCGCUAAGGCUGCCAAGGGCGUGGCCGCCAAGAAGAAGGCCCAGGUCUUCGUGAUCGACUGCAGCAAGCCCGUGGGGGACUCCAUCAUGGAGAUCGCGUCGUUUGAGAAGUUCCUGGCCGACAAGAUCAAGGUCAGCGGCAAGACCGGCGUGCUGGGGGACAACGUCAAGGUGUCCCACGACAAGUCCAAGGUGACCGUGACCAGCGAGGUGCACAUGUCCAAGCGGUAUGUCAAGUACCUCACCAAGAAGUUCCUCAAGAAGCACAACGUGCGCGACUGGCUGCGCGUCAUCGCCUCCAACAAGGACCGCUCCGUCUACGAGCUCCGCUACUUCAACAUCGCGGAGAACGAGGGCGAGGACGACGAGUAG
Monoraphidium neglectum is the source of this 378-nucleotide messenger RNA. RefSeq names its product 60S ribosomal protein L22-2. The record is from RefSeq and is a predicted model, not a curated record. The coding region runs from base 1 to 378 and encodes 125 amino acids. Gene Ontology annotation, biological process: cytoplasmic translation. Gene Ontology annotation, cellular component: ribosome. NCBI's taxonomy places the organism in Eukaryota, Viridiplantae, Chlorophyta, Chlorophyceae, Sphaeropleales, Selenastraceae. Gene Ontology annotation, molecular function: RNA binding; structural constituent of ribosome. The transcript has 3 exons.